AUGAUAGAUUCCCACCGAGGACAGAGGAACUGGAUGGACCAGUCUGACAAUGUGGAGUUGGUGCUGUCCUCACCAGCGAUCCCUGAGUCAGGGACUGCCAGUGUGCGGGCCAGACCCACAGUCAAGCAUCACGCUUCAUCUGAUAGUUUUCAAGGGUUUGCUGUCCCUACACCCAAAGUCCCUCUCCUUCCCCCUGUCAAUGGUCUAAAGGCCAAUGGCUCAGUGGGGGAAGAUAGGUUGUCCAAUGGAUCUGUUAUAUCUAUGCCUGACCUCGUGGAGGGGGAAAUAUUUGUUCCACCUCCUCCCUCUAUUGCACCACCACCUCCUCCAGGGACCUUUAUCCCUCCUCCCCCAGACUUCAUGGGUGACCUUAACAGUCUGGACCUCUACGCACCAAAACCGACUCCACUGACACCUUCUAUGGAGGAGGAUUUCGCUGUUUUAAAACCACCACCAAUGGCUCCACCAAAGCCUCCAUCUACUUGCUCUUCUGGCUCUGCCUCAUCCUUUCUAAGUUCACCACCAGCCAAAAUUCCUGAGCCUCCAAACUUUGCCCCUGCGCAGCCCCCUGAAAAGCAACACAAAACUUUGAAGCCACCACCUCCAAAGCCCAUUAGACUGUCCUCCAUCUCCAACCUUGACCUCCCGCCACAGACUCCUGCCCCACCUCCCCCUGAGCAGACACCCACACGCUCCACCUUUAAUCCCCAAAACACAGCAAAGCUUUUCACUGUUCCUCAGCACUCAAUUCUCAGCGGGUAUAACGGUCAUGACCAGAGACCCAAGCAGAUGUUACUCCUGGAAGAAUCUGGCUCUGUUAAGUCUGCCCCAGUGCGUGCCCAGGUGGAUAGGAAAGUCUCUACACCAACUACACCGGUUUCCAGAGAAGCACAGGCGUCUAAGGAGAACUUACAAACUACGCAGCCCUCUCCAUCGUCCCUUCCUCCAUCGUCCCUUCCUCCACCGUCCCUUCCUGCAUCAAACAAGGAGACUAAAAAAGGGAUAGUUUCUGCACAGACGAUAGUAACCAAACCUCUCCAGACUCUCCCUCGGACGUCACCACAGCUUCUGAAAGUGAACAGUUCUCAUGUGUAUUCAAAGACUAGCAAGGACACAUUGGAAGAAUCUCCAAGUCAAGGUCAUAGAUUUAGUCCCUUAUUAGAUCGAAAACUGCGCAAUCUGAAGAGUAGUGAAACAAAUGGGGCACGAGAAGGACCUGCAGCGUCCCCCCUGGCUCUUUUAAUGGCAGCCAAAGAAAGAGAGAAACACAGACCAACCCAUUCUCUGUCACGGGAAAACAGUGCCAAGAACAAUGAGCAACCGAGCACAAGCAUUUACCCAAUCGACUCAAGUCCCAAUUCCUUUGUUGUCAUCCCAAGGUCAAGCUCAUCCUCUUCUCUUACAUCUCAAGAAAGACUAGAGGACAGGCUAGAGUCUGCCAUUCCGAUUGAACAAAAAACGAAACCUCCUGAAAAAUCUAGCAGCCUUGCAUUGGUCAGGGAUCAGGUGCACUCUACCAGUCCAGCUCUAAAUAGGAUCACAGCAGCUGCAAACGCACGAGCAACCGACCAGGUUGGGCUGAAACACAAUGGAGAGCAAACACUCCCUAAAACUCGAUCUGCACAACCUGAGGUUAAUCAAGUGGAGUUAGGUUUGCCAUUACUCCCUCCUCCUCCAGAGUUUGAUGAUUUAGAAGUGUUUAUGGAGCCUCAUCCUUCCAUCCCUCCACCUGAGCCUCCUAUGAAAAAGCUACCAGCACCACCCGUGAGCCUCCCUCCUAUGAAAAAGCUACCAGCACCACCCGUGAACCUCCCUCCUCCAGCUCCAGUUCUACCCCCUUUUUCAAAACCUGCACCCCCAGUAGCUCCAAAACUCCCACCUCCUAACAUUGAUGUCAAACCAAAACCCCAAGUGGUCCCUACUCAGCCACCGUCCAGUCUUUCUCCCAGUCAGGCCACACUCCUGAGCAUCUUACAAAAGAAGAUGUCGGAAAUGGACCACAAAAUGGCCCCAACGACAGAGGCAGAAUCCAGUUCUGAUGACUGGGGCGCCCCCCUGUCUGAUGAGUACAAUAAAAUCCCUGUUGUUCCCAGAGCCACUCUGCAGAGCAAGAGUAACCCCGUAGUCAACAAAACAGCAACAUUAGACAUGCAGGAAUUACAGAAUAAAGUGACCAAAAAGUAUCAGGAGACCUCCUCGCUGAAAGUUCCCACCAGUAAUGGACGAUCAAAACAUCAGUAUGGUAUGACCUUUACAGUUCGGCCUGGAACCAAACAGCCUAUCACCCCAAUUUUUAAAUAGGAAUCUUCAAAAUAUGUAGAAAUUAGACACAUUAAUGCAAUAACCAUUGCAUGUGAAUAUAUAAUGUGAUUUUGCAUUAGCAGGAGUUUGUACAAUGGGGAAAAAGCACUUUGAUCAAAUGAGUGACAUGAAUGUGUUCGGUAAAUAUGUUCAGAAUGUCUCUUAAUAGUUUCGAGUAUGUCUGCUCAGUUAUGAAAGAUGUUAUCUAUAAGUAUUACUCAAUUUUCAAAGGACACAGUGUCACUGUCAUACAAUAAAUCUCUAUGCCUUAUGGGUAAUAUACAUAGUAUGAGAAAAAUCUAUUAACAAAAUGCUUAAUGCUUAAGUUAUUCACUGCUUUAAACUUAAAUCUACGUUAUACAGUAAAUUCAAUAAAUCAUUCAUAGAUUUGAGAUUCCUGAUUGUAAAAUACAAUAAUAAUGUACAACAGAAUUAUUGUGGCUUGCGCAGUAAUUGCAUAUCCGAUAAGUGCAAUGUUCUUCCACUGUUACAUGUAAAUUACAUAGAUCCACUGGAGCAAAGCUGAGUGAGUGUCAGAGCAUGCUGAUCUCUCAGUAGGAUUGUUUCUCAUUGGGUUGAUGUUCUUACAUUUGUAUAAAUGUUAUUUGCUAUGGUUAAAUAUCUGUUUUAUAUUGUGUGUUAUUCUUGUACAUGUUUGUAUUCGAUUAAUGUAGAACUUAGAUAUUGUGACAUGCUGAAUAAACAUUGAGGUUGAAAACCUAUGGACCCCACUCUGCAUGUUGAGGUUACGUAAUCAAAAAUAUUUAAGAUAUAUUGGUCAUGAAGUAAAUUAGUUAUUCAUCUACAUGAAAUGUUGCCAAGCAAUUUCUUUAUUUUAUUCAUGCAGUAAUUCCCUGUCUUAAAAAACAUCCUUGAGUUUUUUGUGUACAAUGUAAAGUUUUUGAGUGAAAAAGUUACAAAUUGUUUUGCUGUCAAUGUUUCUUUUUCUUGUUAAAUCUUUGUUACCUAUAGAUCAUCAGUUAAGUAGAAGACAAACCAGAAAUCAGGCUUUUCUUUUGUAGGCAACAGCUACAGAA
Paralichthys olivaceus (Japanese flounder) is the source of this 3338-nucleotide messenger RNA. The record is from RefSeq and is a predicted model, not a curated record. NCBI's taxonomy places the organism in Eukaryota, Metazoa, Chordata, Actinopteri, Pleuronectiformes, Paralichthyidae.